AUAUAAAUGUUUAUAAAAUCACGCGAAGAACUAUCUCUCGAGAAAAACGUUUAUUUCUGCAUUUGCAAUAAGAAACUAUAAAGGCAAUAUUUGUGAAGGUAUGUCAGCGUGUGACAAGCAAAUUGAUUAAUUUAAUUAUUGCCGAAGUGAAUUUCAAGGGAUUAGGUUGAGUAUUAAAUUUGUUUAUUGUACGUUUAUACCAGUGUUAUAUCUAUUUCGAGAAAUAUCAUAACGAUAAUAUUUUAAAGAAAAUUUCUGAUUUUACCUUUUUUCUCUAUUUUCGUCAUAUUUUUGAGCCACCUUGUAUGCACACUCGUGUGAACAUAUUUAUCUUCGUGUAACCAUACGCUGCACUUAUAGAUCCUUAAGUGCCAACGCUGAUACAUAUUAAGUGUUUCCACAAACAUGUAAUUAGAAUUAUAGAUCUUAUCUGUUUAUGAAAAUAUUAUUUUCUUACAUCAAAUUAACGACAUGGAAAGUAGUGUAUUAAAACACGGUAGAAUGACUAAUUACGAAUUGACGAUUUGGAAGCAGAUUGGCAAGUUAAUUUUCAAAUGCAAUUAUCGCACCGAUCGGCAUAAUUACAUUUACGUACUAAGUGAAAAAAGGUAGCUAUCUACAAGUUAUUUUAUUCUAAAGUUUCAUAUAAAAACAGCUCAUACACUUACUAACGAGUACAAACUCGAAUUAAAAUAAUCACUGAUUCUUCCUUUUGUUCUUUGCAGCUCUAUCACUCCACGAUAUUAGUAAACAAAAAGGAAAAAAGAAAAAUAUACGUUUCAUAACUUCGUAAUCGCGCCAAACAUUCUACACUCACGUAUCUAACCACACGCAAACGUCAGCCGACGAUCAACGUCGCACUUACACACAGACAACCGCUAUUCAGUGUGUCCCAUUCUCAUUGGCUUAUAGACGAGCCAUUACAGAGUCCAUGGAGUAACAAUGUUUGUCAGUCGACGGGUAACUUUGCCAGAUCACAUAUCGAAAUUGUCGCGUCGAUCCUCGAUCGAUUCUUCGCCGGGUUUUCUCGUAGGACAGGGCGGAACGAUAGAUCCACGUUGUUUCUGUUACUUUAUCGAUCAUGUAUUGGAAAGUGUGCGUGAUUUUUGUAGCCAUGGCUGGUGCUACUAGAGGCUGGGACCUGGCAAGCGGAUUGAAAUAUAAACUGACGACAACAUUGCUGUUUAGCGAGGCAGCUCCGUCGAAAUCCAGCGGGGACGUUGGCUUUCGAUUAACCGGCGAAUUGGAUGUAACCGCCGUUUGGCAGAAACCGGAUGAUCCGAGUAGCUUUUUGCUGAAAAUCGAGCUCCUGCAACCACAACUGUGGAUCAAAUCUCGAAGUGCUCCAGAACUAGAAGGAUUCGUCGAACACUCCUCCAGAAUAAACGCCCUUGCACAGAAACCUUUGCUAAUAUUUUGGAGAAACGGCGACGUAAAUUCCAUCUUCAUGGAUACUGCAGAGAGCGUCUCUUCGGCAAACCUCAAACGUGGCUUAGCCAGUUUAUUCCAAUAUACAGUGUUCGAUAGCGACGUCGAGGAACGAGAUGCUUCCGGUCUCUGUAAAGUAACGUACCAUUCUUUGGGACCGAGGACAAUGGGAAAACGAAAAAUAUCCUGCAAGCAAAAUAUUCUACCACCAAAGAAACGGCAUUCGAAUCCAUUGUUCGGCGUGAAGCUUACGAGUACUCGUAAUUCAACCUACGAACUCACGGAGCAGCUUUUGCCUAGCUUGAUUCGUGAUGAGGAGAGUCAUCGAAUGGCACUUACCGCCAGACCGGAAGUGGGCGCCAUCGUCACGUCGGAGAGGACACUCGAGCUGCUUCCUGGCACGCUCAGCGCUAAAACCGUGCAGGCUGAUACCUUGAAUCAAGCUCUCGCUGCCGCGCAACCUGGAUACAGAGAAACGAGUAUCGAGCUACAAUUGGAACCGUCCUCGUGCCCUGACUACGGAUGCCCCACGAUCGAACAAACGGUCGAAGAGUACCGCAGCGCCCUGGAGAACAACGCAUUGGGUACUGGAAAAUCUGCUUCGGCGUUCCUGAAGUUACUACCUCUAGUCAGAUCAGCCUCUCCAGAUGAACUGCAGAAGCUCCUAAAAAGUCCACGAUAUCGUCAAAUAAAACCUCAACUAUUAGAUAUCUUUGGCGCCGCCUCGACCAUAGCAGGACAUCAAGCAGCCAUGAAAAUUCUUCGACAAGACGAAAUAGGAAACGAGACUGAAAGAUAUCUUUGGGCCCUGUCUCUGUCUCCAACGCCGAAUGCAGAUAUCGCUAAAAAUAUUCUGAGACGAUCGGAAGAGACCCAUCCGAACGACAAAGUGUCAGAAACGAUAGCUUUAACCGCAGCAGCGAUGGCACGUCAUUUAGAGUGUCCAGCUAGCAUCGAGAAAGCAAGAAUCAGUUUGGAAAUCGGUCUCGAUACUUGCACGGGGGAAGAGUGCAAGCUGAAGUUCCUCAGGGCUCUAAGAAAUUUAAGAACCAAGGCUGCGAUCCCGACCUUGUUAAAAUUUGCAACGAGUGAGAAUAAAGCACUCAAUGUCGCUGCUUGGAAGGCUCUGUCAGCGCUACCCAGAGAUUCGCUGACUCCUGAAGUAAAAAAGGUAGCCAAACGAGUCUUUUACGAAAUAGGUGGGCCAAAGAGAGACAGUAGUUCUAGAACUAUAGCCUUGGAUAUUAUUCUCGAAACGAAUCCAUCGAAGGAAGAUAUGAGACACUUGGUGGAGUAUUUAGCAAACACAGAUCUCGAUUACGAGGUUCGGAAGUAUCUCAGUCAACGAUUGGAACAACUCUCUGAUAAGGAUCUUCGAUUUGCUAAAGAUCUGAGCGAAGUUUUGGGUACGUGUGGAAAGGAUAUCGUUAAUUACAAUGUGUAUUCCCAGAAAGGUCUUAGCACAGCGUUCACGAGAAACUUUCUAAGGUCAAUAGAUAGUAAUGGAUCAUUGAUAACUAUUCAAGAGAUUCAGUCAGGUUUAAUGAAGCGUGGAAUAGUCGACGUAGUUCUUCAAGUUGAAGACCACGAAGAGGCGCUAUUCUCUCUUGGCCUGUUCGCGGGAGGCCUAGGAAGCUUCGUUUCGACUUCCAGCCAGGAAAAUGACAUUCAGGAUGUCGAACCGUCUACUGCAGGAAUGGAGCUCGAUUUCCUAGGUGUUGGUAUCAGGCCAUUCGUCUUCUUCUCUGGCCAAGGGGAACUUAUGAGUCACGUCUGGUCUGGAUCAGCGUCCGAACGAACUCCAGCUUUCCAGGCCUUAGCUGCUCUCCAUAACUACAACGAAUACAUUCCAUUGGCCUCGGGAAUCGUAGCCGAAGUCGACGUCCAAGGUGCGGUUAGCUUCGAUUUAGCUGGACAAAUUCAACUGAGCCUAUGGUCCAGAAACGCUCAGUCACUGGUGGAUCUGAAGGCUGGAAUUAUGAUCCAGGGAGGAACGAAAGUGCGUUCCGACUUUGUGCAGAGCAUGGCUGAGUUCUCCAUGUCGAUGGAACCGAAAUUGGAGUUGGCCACCGACGUAGACUUUUCCGGGCCGGUAUCUCUGUGCAUGAGACUUAGCCAACCAGAGAACGUGGUGAAGUAUCAGGUAUAUAAGGUUGAAAGGGUAGCUGGAAGUAGGCACAAAUUGAGAAAAACCAGGAGGAUGAGGUUGCAUAAUCCUGGGAGGUCUUAUCUGUUGAACAGAAAGAAUAACGAGAUGUGCUCGAUGGUGUUCAGUUAAUCGAUAAAGACUGUUCGAGUUUGACAUAGAACUUUAUAGAAUUUACGAAGACAGUUUUUAUCGAAGAUGUUACAUUCUUCUUCUUCCAAUCGUGUAUCGUGCAAUGCGUCGAGGAAAGGGAAUCGCGCGUGCUGCACGAAAAGGAACUGUAUAGGUAUAUUUUUGUUGUAAUUUUGUAUUUUGUAAUUACAUUUUUUCUAUUUUGUUAUAAUUUAUAUAAUUUAUGUACUCGGUACAUUUACGAUUUACGGGGAAAAAGAAAUUUUAUUCCGAUGAAAAUUGCUCGAACUCGUUCCACUUCUAUCAACGCUAUUUGUUUUGCAACUCAUUUUGAUUCGAUUUUUUAUAGUGGGUGACCCUCAAUAAUUGAAUUAUUUCAUAGCCUUUUGCAUACGUGCUUUGCAUAUUUAAAUGAUACGCUAAGCGUAGAAGCUAUAACGAUUCUCAUCAAUUUUAUUCAAAAUAUCUAUGAGUAGUACACAAAAUAUUACUUUAAAAUCGAUAUUAACAAGCAAAGAAAUAUCUAAUACAUUGUAGAGAGCUAAAAGUAUAUCGAGUUACUUAUUUUUUGAUGAAUUUAUAAUUUAUGAAACUUAAUGUAAUGCAUGUUUUAUACAAGGAAUAUUUUUAUUCAGAUAUUGCUAGUUCAGAGAAUAUUAUAUGUUGAAAGAUAUUAUAUUUUAUGAUAUAUAUAGGAAGAGCUGGAAGAAGGCAGAUCUGGAAUUUAUAGAAUGUAUUGAAGAGAAAUGGAAAUC
Messenger RNA from Bombus impatiens (common eastern bumble bee), 4461 nucleotides. RefSeq names its product microsomal triglyceride transfer protein large subunit (gene Mtp). Gene Ontology annotation, biological process: lipid transport; lipoprotein metabolic process. The transcript has 4 exons. The coding region runs from base 1082 to 3706 and encodes 874 amino acids. Gene Ontology annotation, cellular component: Golgi apparatus; endoplasmic reticulum; basolateral plasma membrane. NCBI's taxonomy places the organism in Eukaryota, Metazoa, Arthropoda, Insecta, Hymenoptera, Apidae. The record is from RefSeq and is a predicted model, not a curated record. Gene Ontology annotation, molecular function: lipid binding.